This is a messenger RNA of Camelus dromedarius (Arabian camel), 4954 nucleotides long. It is a transcript of the gene MFAP3, whose product is annotated as microfibril associated protein 3. The transcript is spliced from 3 exons. The record is from RefSeq and is a predicted model, not a curated record. NCBI's taxonomy places the organism in Eukaryota, Metazoa, Chordata, Mammalia, Artiodactyla, Camelidae. The coding region runs from base 443 to 1531 and encodes 362 amino acids.
AUACAGCAGAACAAAAAAAUGAUGACAGUAGAAGAAAUGAAUGAAAUUUGGGGAAUGCUGACUUGGAUGAAGCCACAGGACUCCUUACCAAAGUCCUGGGAAGAACUGGGAGCACUUUUUUAGCACACUCCUGUCACCAUUGAGAACCACUUAGUUUGAAAUAAAGGACGAAAAUCACAACCGCCAAUUGUAGUGGCAGAGAAGGUUGGGCUCCACUCACAUCUUUUAAUCUUGAAGACUUCAAAAAUAUACCUGGAUCUACCUUUUUUGUGUGUGUGUGAGGCGAAUGUGAUAAUCACUACACUACGGAAACUUGCCUUUUUUUUUUUUUUUUUUUUUUUUUUGAAUCCAGUACCAAGCAAUCAAUGACCCACUGUGCUUUUGUUAUAGUGUAGAAGCUUUUGAGUUCUCCAGUCUAAACAAGAGUUUCUCCCAUUUUCCCAUGAAGCCACAUUGUUGUUUAUUCACUUUAGUGGUGAUUGUUAUUGUGCCAGAAGCAUUUGCUUUGGAAGAUGUAGGCUUCAACCAAGUGACCCCACUGGGAGUGAAUCAUAGUUCUUUCAAUGCAUCAUUUCUCCCAAGUUUUGAACUCUCACCGGAUUCCCAUUCGGGUGAUGAUGUCAUCAUAGCCAGAGAGGGAACUAGUGUUUCAAUCGAGUGUCUUCUCACAGUCGACCACUUUGAAGAUAUCUAUUGGUACAACUCAAAAGGACAGCAACUGGAUGACAGAGACAGAGGUGGAAAAUGGUUGGUUUCUGGUAACUUCCUGAAUAUCACCAACAUAGCCUUUGCUGACCGUGGGCUCUAUACAUGUUCUAUCACCUCUCCAAUCCGUGCCUCCUACUCGGUCACCCUGCGGGUUAUCUUCACCUCAGGAGACAUGAGUAUCUACUACAUGAUUGUCUGCCUGAUUGCCUUUACAAUCACUCUCAUCUUGAAUGUCACACGGCUCUGCAUGAUGAGCAGCCAUCUUCGUAAAACUGAGAAAGCCAUCAACGAAUUCUUCCGAACUGAAGGGGCAGAGAAACUUCAGAAGGCCUUUGAGAUCGCCAAACGCAUCCCCAUCAUCACCUCGGCCAAAACGCUGGAACUCGCCAAAGUCACACAAUUUAAAACCAUGGAGUUUGCUCGUUAUAUCGAAGAACUGGCAAGAAGCGUCCCUCUGCCACCCCUUAUUCUAAACUGUCGGGCCUUUGUAGAGGAGAUGUUUGAGGCUGUGCGAGUGGAUGACCCUGAUGACAUGGGAGAAAGAAUUAAAGAGAGACCUGCCUUGAAUGCUCAAGAUGGCAUCUAUGUCAUUAACCCAGAGAUGGGCCGGAGUAAUUCACCAGGAGGUGAUUCGGAUGAUGGUUCUCUGAGUGAACAAGGCCAGGAGAUAGCAGUUCAGGUUUCUGUCCACCUUCAGUCAGAGACCAAGAGUAUUGGUACAGAUUCUCAAGACAGCAGUCAUUUCAGCCCACCUGAUGAUAGAGAAUCUGUUGAAUCAAGCUCUAACUACAAAGAUGGGACACAUGACAGUUGCCAGCUGUGAGCUAUUCCGGUACCUAAAAAACUACUCUCAGAAAAGGAACCUGUUUCAUGCAGGAAAUAACAUUUUGACCAGAAGAUAACUGAUAUUUUUUCCCCCUUUGUUAAUAUUAAGCACAUCAGAAUGUGAAUUACCACCAAAAUCUUUGUAAAAAUUAAGCAUUUUUUUCUUAUCUCAUCUUUCUCAUUUCCCCUGAGUUUGAUUUAAUGACACAUGUUGAGAUUUAAAAGAGCCUGAGAGAGCAGCAUAAUGGGGGAAGUCCCGCACUGAGAGUUACAUGGCUUCUCUUCUGGUCAUGGUUCUUCUGUCAUUUAGGGCUGACCUUUAUCUUGAGGCCUCAGUUUUCCCACCAGUAAAAUGAGGGAUUUGCGCUAGGUGAUAUCUAAAGUUGUUUCUGCCCUAUAACUUCUUACCUGCCACCCUUACACCAUUGAAAUCUUCAGCACACUUCUAAUUAAACCCUUUCCUAGACUUUCAGUCCCUUCUUAUGGAAAGGAACAAGCUGAGACUUCAUCCUGUGAUCUGGAUGCCCACACCAAUGCUGUGCAUAGAGGUGUGAGUGUUGGUCAGAUGUCUUGCCUGCUGGAGCGUACAGUUGUAUGUGCUAGGUUGACUCUUUCCAGUGUAGCCCAUGUCUCUAUUGUUAUGCUGAUAUCAGGGAGCUGACUGCUCAUUAGUAAGCUACUUUCCAUGAGUAAAUUGGUCCUUUUGGGGGUAUAUCAUGUCUUUUCAACUUACUGGGGCAUCAUUUAUCUCAUUGAGCUGGCAGUGAUUUCCCAACUUAUCUCCAAAAGUGGACAAUUUGUUCCUGAAGAGUAAUGUCUCCAAUGUUUUUAGAAAAAGAAAGAAUGUCAAAUCGUCUGUCUCUGGGAAAUUAUGGGUUUUGACAUUUCUGUUAAUAGAAUUUCUCAGGCUGUCCGUUUUUUGAAGUACUGGAUUCUGCAAGAUGGUUCUGUGGGAUCCCAUUCCAGCGGGAAACCCACCGCUGAAUUCCUCUUUAGCCCUCUGUCAACACUCUUGCCCUUUAUGGUCUUAAACAUGGUGCUAAAGGUUGCAUGCCUCCUUAUUUUGUUUGUCUUGUUUAUACUGUAUUGUUAUUGAGGUUUUUAUUUUUAUAUACUUCAGAUAUAGAAUUCUGAGCUUAGGGCUGCUUUUGUGGCCUUUCUGAAAAGCACUAACCUGAUGUAAGAUUAGAUAAUGAAUGGUGUGUGCAGUGUGCUACUAUAUUAAAUAUAUAUAGAUAUACAGGUAAAAAGAUAUAUAUACACAUGUACAAAUGAUCUAGACAUAAAAAAAUUAUGAAUGAUGCCACUUGAUUCAACUGUGGGUAAACACUUAAGACUGUUUCUUGCCUCGCUGAGAUCUGAUAUAAUGAAAUUGUAAAUACUCUUCAGAAUAAUUUCUUCAGCUACAGUAAGCUUGGUGUCCUGUAAUUUUAAGAACUUGGCAGUGGAGCUCCAUGUGCUUCACAUUUCUUCAUUUGGCUUCUGAUUACUGAAGCAUUACUUGAACUAGAGGUUCCUGAGGGAAAUGUUCAGAGGAGGUUUUAUCAGGAUUUUAAUUUAUGGUUUCAAAUGGAGGAAGGCAGGAAAUUCAGAGUGUGAUCAGAUAGAACUCCUGCCUCCCUUUGUCAGAGCUUAUCAGAAGUAAUACAUCUGCUCUGGAUAGCAUGAACGAACCAGUGUGCAGUUUUAUCAGAUGGCAUUAUAGAUAAAGAUGAUAAUGUUGCCUUUUCUGUCUCUCAGGCUGUUUCCAUGGAAACCUCCAGAGCCAAACAAAAGCUACCAAUCAUUUAGCCGAAGCUUGUCUUGGCUCAUAGACCUGUAUUUCUUUAAAGAAAACUGUUUUCAUACAUCUGGCUAUGAGAACAGGGGCUCUUGAACAUGCCCUAGAUUGUAGAACACUUUUUCCCUUCCUAAAAUGUUUCUCUUGAAAGUAUAAAAAUCUUUAGAAUCCCUUGUCUGAGGUCUGUCCCCUGAACAUCCCUCGUAUCUCUACGUAACACCUCCAAAUCUGUCCCAAUAUCGCAGGUUUGGGGUCAUUUUUAGAAUUUUGCUUGUCACAUUAAAGAGAAUGAAUUUACCCUACAUGUUCCCAUAAUAGACAUGAGUGUUUGGAACCUUGAGGUAGGCAUAUUUAGUGAUCAAAGUUCUGGGAAACAGGACUUCAGAAAAAUUAAGGAAAAAAUGAAAAAAAUCUAUAAGCUUGUGCAGUACUGUAUGACAAUUAAGUGUAGGCUACUCCAGUGUAUCCUAUAUAAAUUAUUUUAGAAACAUAAUGGUGACUUAAUUUGGUGGCCAAAGUGACUGGCUUACUUUAAGUAUUCCAAGUUAUGGUGCCAUUGAUAAGGAAUUAAAGUAGGUCAAAAUUUAAGUGGAGUUGGUAUUACUUUCUAAAGCUAGUUGCUCAGAGGAAGAAACCACACUUACUAACAUUUUCUGUAGCUAAUCAAAUACUCUUUAUAUAUGAUUAAUACUCAUGUUAUCUUUUUGUAAAAUCCUUAACCUUUUGAACUUAAUCUACAGUCUAACAGUCUUUUGACAAUAAUGCUAGUGUAAUUAUCUUUUUGUCUUGCUGGAUUUUAUAGUUAGCGAAAAUACCUUUACUCAACAAAUGUAUUUGAAAUAGUUCUGUCAUCCCAUUUAUAAAUUUUGUCUUGUGAUUUAAUGAGCCUUACUGUCCUUAUGAAAUGAAAUGGUGGCUUUGUGAAAUAAAUUUACCAAAAAUAGACAUGUAAAUAUUUUUAUAGGUUCCUUGCCAACUGAAACCAGACAGAUGGGCAUCUUUUGAGCUGAUGUGCCACUUGUUUAUAGGAGGUUUGAUAAGUCUGUCCUCCAGGUUGCAUCUGUUGUGAUAGUUUAGUUCUUGAGUCUGGCCCAAUGAGCAUUUAUAUUUCCUGCCAAAUACCUUGAUAUAAAUAUCUUGGGAGUUGCUGACCUGGAAUGGUUGUAAGUAGGCCCCUGGCUUCUUCACCUCACUUCGCUUUCCCUUUUGUCCUCCAGCCUCAGUGAACCCCUUGGCACAGUCCUCUCCAUGCCUUGCAUGUAGUUUGACCCGAGAUCAGACUUUGUAUUCUGUGUCCCAGAACAGCAUGGGAACAUGGCAUGCUUGUUUUCCAGGGCCCAGCCAGUCAUGGGUGCUAGCAUUGUCUCCACACACCAGCCACUGUAACACAGGUAUAUCAGAUUUCCUGAAUCACCAUUAAGAAAACACAGUCUUUUCUCAUCUAAGCCAGAAGUGUUGAAAAUGCUGAGCCUUAUACAUAAACUUAUAGGUUGUCAACACAUUUCAUAAGAAUAAAUGAGUAUUAUUUGAUAUGGUUCAGAUGAUGUUUAAAUGCUUACCAUUUCAAUGAACUUACAUUAUAAUUUUGUCCUUUAAAAAGUUGUACUUGAAUGUAAUAUAUUAAAUGUUCAAUGGCAUAUA